UUAUUCGAGUUUACAGGUAUAGUUAAAAAUCAUUUGGUAGUUUGUAUUAUUGGAUUUUAUCCAAAUAAACAUUUAAAAUUAUACUAUGUCUUUAUUAAAAACAAUUUGGGGAUGUUUGUUUAGUCCUCGUCUGUACAAGUACCAAGAAACAACAUGGAAGUCAUACGAGCCAAAUGGUUUUGAACGAUGGGGAGAUCAUGUUGUCACGUCUUUUGCAACAUUAUGGUCACUGAGCAUCUGGGCAGUCCCUAUAAUAUCACCAUUUAUUUUCCGGCGUAGUAAUUCGUUGAUCGACAGUGUAUAUACAAUUUCGAGAUUCGUUGCUGGUGCUGGAGUUAUUUUCAUAGUUUCUUUGGCGGUCAGAGGUUAUGCUAGAGCUAACAACCCGACUUAUUUAAAGUUCAUAAAGACCCUGACUAAAGCACAGCAAGCUUACAAUCAAGAAUCGAAAGAAGCUCUUCUUAAAUAUGAUUUUCAAUUUUGGGCAUGGCCAGUUGAUUUUGAAAUUCUUUCAAUAAAUAGGCCAAAUGGAAAAACAAGAAUAGUCAUCCAAAAUUCAAGUAGGCUAGCUAGAAGAGGAGGCAAGGAUUUAAUAAUGGCAGUUCCCUGUAAAAUAGUAUCUUAUAUUGUUGCUAAUACUGUUGCAAUAAGGCUAAUGUAUCCUGGUAGCUUGACUAUUAUAAAUUUCGCUAUGCAAUCACCAAUGCUGCAAGGAAGAAUGGAUAUGCUAGACGCCGGCGGAAGUAGAUCAAAGCUACGGACAAUAAACAAAAAUGACAUCGACACGAUGUUCAUUGAUCGACGACACAAGUCAUCUAACGGUCAUAUACUGGUAAUAACUUGCGAAGGUAACUGCGGGUUUUACGAAACAGGAAUUUUAACAACGCCUAUGAAUAAAGGAUACUCUGUUCUCGGAUGGAAUCACCCUGGCUUUGGCGGAAGUACUGGGUCGCCUUUCCCAGAUGCCGAAAUUGAUGGCAUGGAAGCUGUAAUGCGUUAUGCUGUUGAAAAAUUAGGUUUUCCUGAAGAAAGAAUCAUCGUGUAUGGCUGGAGUAUUGGUGGUUACACUGCCACGUGGGCUGCGAUGAAUUACCCUGGUAUCCAUGGCCUAGUUCUCGAUGCGACAUUCGACGAUGUUCUUCCUCUGGCCAUCUCACGAAUGCCAGCGGCUAUCGAUGGCAUCGUUCGCACUGUCAUCAGAGAAUACUUGAACCUGAAUGUCAUAGAGCAGCUGAAGAGAUACGACGGUCGUGUGCUUCUAGUGCGUCGAACUGAUGACGAAAUAAUGUGUACACCAACGAAUCAUUUGUCGGAUAAUCGUGGAAAUAUAUUGCUCACUAAAUUACUUAUGUACCGGUAUCCUAAUCUGUUUGCUAACUGCCCAGAAAGUCAAGAAGUCUUGAAGAAAUACCUGGAGAAUCCUACUAGUGAUGCUAGUAAUUCGACUAUAUCUCUUGCUGUCAGGACUCGUGGGUUUUUCAGCAAUGGAAUGCCUCUCAAUGAGAGUUUGUGUAUAGCAAAAAUAACCAAUAGUUUGACGAAAAAUACACCAGCUACCUAUCCAUCGAGUUUGGGGGAAGAUUGUGAUACUGUGACAAAACAACAGCUUGUUAUUUAUCUUGCAAAUAAAUACAUGGAGGACCAGGUAUCGCAACAUUGCUCUCCACUUAUUACUGAACUGUUUCACCCUGGUUGGGAUCCUCUAAGCACAUUUAAGCUCAGAGCAACGUAAUGAUAAUGAUUAAACUGAUAAUUGAAUUCUCAUAAUUAUGUGAUUUUUUAAACAAAUCAGGGAAGACAAAUUAUCUUCCUAAUUUCCUUUAUCGCAUUUUUCGUUCAGAAUUUUAAAAAACUGUGUGGUGUGCAUUAUAAAUUAUAAAUAUUUAUUUCCAUGAGAG
Cotesia glomerata is the source of this 1898-nucleotide messenger RNA. RefSeq names its product phosphatidylserine lipase ABHD16A. Gene Ontology annotation, cellular component: endomembrane system. The transcript is spliced from 9 exons. NCBI's taxonomy places the organism in Eukaryota, Metazoa, Arthropoda, Insecta, Hymenoptera, Braconidae. Gene Ontology annotation, biological process: phosphatidylserine catabolic process; monoacylglycerol catabolic process. Bases 86 to 1732 code for a protein of 548 amino acids. Gene Ontology annotation, molecular function: monoacylglycerol lipase activity; glycerophospholipase activity. The record is from RefSeq and is a predicted model, not a curated record.